GACAGCGAUGUGGCUCAGCUCACAGCCGGCAGGUCACCGCCCCCAGAGAGCCCCUCAGUCAAUGGCCACUCUGUCCCGGCCCCUCGGGUGGACCCUCCUCACCUUCGGGAUCCUUGACGUCCUUUUGGGAAUCGUCUCCUUCUUCCCGGUGCUUUCCUACAAGCCCUGGUUUGCCGGAUGGAGCGACCGGAUCGCCUGCCCCCUCUGGACUGGAGCCGUGGCCCUGGCAGUGGGAGUUCUCCUGAUACUGUCUAACAGAGACACCACCACAAACUCUCUGUGCCAGGCUGCUCUCCCGCUGGCAGUGCUCACCGUCGCUGCCUCCCUUCUCCAGUUUGCCAUCGCGGUGAAGGCUGCCCUCCUCGGCCCGUACUGCUACUACUCCUUUGCCGGAGGGGUGGGCACUGCCUACCUGGGCUACGCCAUCCAGUACCCGUACCCGUACCCCCGGACCCUCAUCUGUCGAGACCCCCUGUUUUAUGAGUUCUACCACCUGGGUCUGCAGGUGAUCAGCCUCCUCAUCAGCCUCGUCCUCAGCUUCUCCUCCCUCACCUUCCUCAUCAUCCACCUCCUCACUGCGCUCAGCAGCCUGAACGGCCGGAGGAGAGGCUGGUGACCGGUCAGUGGGGCGAUCGCCUCACUCUCUGUGUGCUUCAUUUCGGGAAAGAAAAUCCCAGGAUACAUA
This is a messenger RNA of Callorhinchus milii (elephant shark), 685 nucleotides long. Its product is annotated as transmembrane protein 212. Lineage: Eukaryota; Metazoa; Chordata; Chondrichthyes; Chimaeriformes; Callorhinchidae. The transcript is spliced from 4 exons. Bases 8 to 616 code for a protein of 202 amino acids. The record is from RefSeq and is a predicted model, not a curated record.